CACCCCGGCCGCCGCUCUCUCCCGCCCUGGGCCGGCUCCCCUUCCCUCUUCGCGCUCCUCCCCACCUCCUCCUCCUCCGCUUCGUCGAACCCCCGGGUCGCGAUCCUCUGCCACCCCCACGACGACCACGCCCACCGCCACGUGUCGGCACUUGUCGUCGUCGAUGCCCGCACCCUCACGGUCCUUCACACCGCCUUCCACGGGGCCCUCUCCGUCUCGCUCCCGAGGGCGAUCGCGCUCACGGUCUGCAGCGAUGACAAUGCCGUCAGUGUUGUGCUGGCUGACGCGCAGGGGCGGGCGCAGAUGGUGCCUGUGGUGGAGGGCGCGGCCGUCGAGGGUGACUCGCCGAGGCGGCUCAGCGUGAGUUCCUUGUCCAGCUUUGCAUCUGCAGAGGCGCCGGAUGGUACGGUGGAGGCCGUGGCGUUAUCGGACGACGGGAAGGUCGUUGCCUUGGUGCUGAAGACGAGCUGUUUGUUGAAAUGCGUUGUCGAGGGUUCCGUGCUGGGUGAGGUGUCUCUGGCAAACACUUCGCUAUGCAAGGAGGAGGAAACAGGGGUCAAAGGCUGCCUUUCUGGAGGGUUUUUUCUCCACGGAGAGGAGUGGGGAGGCCCUCACUCUGAGGAUGGCACUGUGGUCAGGAGCUUGGUGUUGUGGAGCAGCAAUGGUGGUGCCAUGGUGUACAAGGUUGCUGUUGGUACUCCUCCAUUGUUUGGGUGUGAGGCUGUAUGUAAAGUUCCUGGUAUUUCAUCCGAGCUGGGAGAAAUGCCAGUAGUUCAAUAUUGCCAGAUGGGCAACUGUCUUAUUAGGAUGGAAUCCCGUCCGUAUAAGAUUGGUGGUUCCUUGUUUUGGAAACCGUUCAUCUCCAUAUGGUCUAUGAAUCAACUAGAUUUGAGUAUUGCAAUGAACACAGAGAGCCCACCUUUGAGCAAAGUUCUUGGAGAAGGCAGUCUUCAGGGAGAAGAAUUUAGGUCAGAGCUCUCUAAUUCACUACCCAAGUCAGACAAUGGAGUGGAAAUAAGUUCACAGAUGUGCUCAGCAUACAUCAAUGGAUCGGGAAAGCAUGGAAGGACCGUGUCUUCUUCGAUGGUACUUUCCGAGGAUUCUUAUGCUCCAUAUGCCAUAGUUUAUGGUUUCCAUAAUGGUGACAUAGAAGUUAUCCGAUUUCUCAAUCUGUUGCCAGCCGCACAAUUUGGUAGCAGAGGGGUUUACCCACAUAUUUCUGAAAGAUUUUUCUUGGGGCACAAGGGAGCAAUUCUUUGCUUGGCUGCACACCACAUGCAUGCCCACUCUGACUCUAGAAGCUUUCGACGAGCACUCAUAUCAGGGAGUUUGGAUUGUACGAUUCGUGUCUGGGAUCUUGAUGCCGGCACCCUCCUUUCUGUGAUGCAUCACCAUGUUGCAGCGGUUAAGCAAAUAAUACUACCACCAGCUUCGACUCAUCAGCCUUGGGAUGAUUGUUUUGUUUCUGUUGGAGAAGAUGGCCUUGUAGCACUUGUUUCUCUUCAAACCAUGCGUGUCGAGAGGAUGUUUCCUGGGCAUUCUUGUUACCCAUCAAUGGUUGCUUGGGAUGGAGUAAAAGGGUACAUUGCUUGUUUAUGCCGUAGUCUGCACUCUUGUAAUGACGUGGGCAGCAUAUUGUAUAUAUGGGAUAUGAAAACAGGUGCUCGAGACCGAAUUAUUAGAGGGACAACAUCUCAAUCAGUAUUUGAACACUUCUGUAGGGGCAUUUCCAAAAAUUCAGUUACUGGUGGCAUCUUGGGAGGGACAACUUCAGCAUCUUCCUUACUUGUUCCAAUUUUAAAAGGCACCCAGUCUCCUGCAAAUAGAAAUGGGAUGAACAUCUCAUCUAUACCAACGAACCAUCACAAUGCUGCAGAUUCCAUAUCUUUGAGUGUCUCUGCUGCGCAUGAUGUGAAGGGGAAGACACCAGCUCCAGUUGAUAGAGAUAAUUCUGCAUAUAGUUCAGGAAAAUCUGGCUCUGCUCAGAUAACAAACAAAAGAAGUAAGUACCCCAUAAAGUGCUCAUGUCCAUAUCCCGGCAUUGCAAGUCUGAGAUUUGACCUCACUGCAAUUAUGUCUGCACAAGGCAUGUCAAACAGCAAUAGUGAUAGGCAGUUGAGAGAUCAUCUUUGUGGUGAUGCUAACAAAGAAACUAUGCCGCCUGGAGCUUUAAAUAAUACUUCUGGGAUCCUAGAAAUGGAUAGCCCAUCUAGAGAGUCAUUGGAAGGGCAAUUACUUCGAUUUAGUCUCUGUUUUCUGCAUUUGUGGGAUGUUGAUUGUGAGCUGGACAAAUUACUUGUGGAUGAGAUGCAAGUUUGCAAGCCAGAAGGUUGUCAUAUAGCUACAGGGGUGGUAGGGGACAGAGGCUCGUUUACGGUGAUGUUCCCAGGGAAAGAAGCCACUCUUGAGCUUUGGAAGUCCUCUGCUGAAUUUUGUGCUAUGAGGUCGCUGUCAAUAGUUUCCCUUGCCCAACGCAUGAUCACAUUAUCUCGGUCUUGUACAAAUGCUAGCAGUGCCUUGGCAGCUUUUUAUACAAGACACUUUGCUGAGAAAGUCCCAGAUAUAAAGCCCCCAUCCCUCCAGCUUCUGGUGAGCUUUUGGCAACAUCCUUCUGAACAUGUGCGAAUGGCUGCCCGCUCCUUAUUUCACUGCUCAGCUCCUCGCUCUGUUCCACAACCCCUCCGUGUACAGAGAAAUAAAAUUCCUGACCACUUGUCUUUAUCUGAUCAUAUGGACAAGCUUAUCCCAGAGAUGCAGAGUGCCUCAGUAUCUAGUUAUGGACAGUUGAAGGCAGAUGGCGAAAAUCUUGAUAGGGAUGAUGAUGAUACUUCUCAGAUAAGCUCAUGGUUGGAAUCAUUUGAAAAUCAGGAGUGGCUAUCUUGGAUUGGAGGAACAAGCCAGGAUGCAGUGGCAUCAAAUAUCACUGUUGCAGCUGCUUUCGUUGUUUGGUACCCAAGCAUUGUGAAAGUUAAGCUUGCAAAGUUGGUUGUCAAUCAACUAAUCAAGUUAGUUAUGUCGAUGAAUGAUCGUUACAGUUCAACUGCAGCUGAACUUCUAGCGGAGGGAAUGGAAGGCACAUGGAAAGCAUGUUUGGGGACUGACAUCACUCAUUUCUUGAGUGACGUCCUUUUCCAAAUUGAGUGUCUAAGUAGUGCACCUUCUAGCAAUGUCAUCUAUAAAACUGCAGUUGCUGUUACAAUGAGGGAGGCAUUAGUUGGCACCCUUCUACCAAGCUUGGCUAUGGCUGACAUAAUGGGAUUUUUUGGUGUAAUAGAAAGUCAAAUUUGGGCUACUUCAUCUGAUUCACCUGUUCACGUAGUCUCACUCAAAACUCUCAUCCGAGUACUUCGAGGCUCUCCAAAGGCCUUGGCUCCUUAUCUUGACAAGGUAUGCAUUGUUUCCUCAUUGUACACAUUGUAAUUUUUUUAUACAGAGUUAUUGUAAUCACUAAAAAUUGGUUAAGUUCCAAGUUGGAAGCUUCUGAAGGGGAGCCUUGGCGCA
Messenger RNA from Triticum urartu, 3501 nucleotides. The record is from RefSeq and is a predicted model, not a curated record. NCBI's taxonomy places the organism in Eukaryota, Viridiplantae, Streptophyta, Magnoliopsida, Poales, Poaceae.